Bactrocera oleae (olive fruit fly) is the source of this 1431-nucleotide messenger RNA. RefSeq lists its product as uncharacterized. The record is from RefSeq and is a predicted model, not a curated record. NCBI's taxonomy places the organism in Eukaryota, Metazoa, Arthropoda, Insecta, Diptera, Tephritidae.
UUUUCUUUUUUUAUGCUUUUUACGUUAAAGUAAAAAAUUUAUUUAUUUUGAAACGAAGUUUACAAAAGCUACAAGCUACUCUCAAAUCGUCAAUUUUUUACGUACAUAUGUACGUGUGCAUACAUAUAUAAAUUUCAAGUUAGUAUUAUUGCGUAAAAGAACUGCAUUUAAAAUAACGGAAUAUUUAGAAAGAAAAUAAAGCAAACAUCUUAAUAAACGUCAGCAGAAUUACAAAGAAUUAAAUAUAUUUUUCAAAUUUUCAACUAAAAAAUCAAAUAAAAUGUCACGAUUAAGCUACGCUGCGAGAAUAUGGAUUCAAACGCAUCGACUGCCGAACACCUUAACAACGCUGAUGCGAGUAAUUUCCACCACGGCGCCAAACCCGCACUUCAGCAACCACGAAAUGCCGUUAGCCACCGAAGCGCUACACGUUUUAGCGAAAUCCGAGGCGAUGGUGGAUAGCAGUGCACCCAGCAAAAGCAACAAUAAUAACGACUUGAACGAUGUUGCGCCAGUAGACGAGGCGAAACCGACUUCAAUCAAAGAAAAUAAGCUACCCGAAAUGACAAUUGUGGAUAUAAAUAGUGGCUAUAUGGACUUCGAAGAUCGCAUGGCACAUAUGGAUUUGGAAGAACGUAUUAACGAAGCUAAACAAAACAAUAAUCCAGUGCUGCCUUUGGUGCGAACAAUGCCGACGGUUGUCAAUAUCGAUGGCUACGGCGACGAUAUGAUGUACGAAGACAGGCCUGAAUUGAUAUUGCCGCAGAAAAUGUCCGCAAAACUAGCUGAAGAUACAGCAGCUGCAAAGCCAGUUGGCGAUGAUGCUGUAAAUGUGGUGCCAAUGGCGGCUGAAGCAGCGGUAGCUGCGAAAAUGGCCACACAGCAGAAAAUAAUAGACGCUGAGGAAGCAAUUAAAGCAAUUGCUGUGGAUAACUCAACCAGCGAGCAGAAGUUUGUGGCAGCUAGUUCAACUAUGACAAAAAAUUCCAUCGACGAUGUGGAAGUAAUUUGCGAGGCACCAGUCGACAUAGACGCCUUCGCCAAUGAGCAGGAGCAAAAGCAGGGCACUGUCGACAUCGACACCUACGGCGAAGAUGAGCGCUUCAAAUUGCCACCGAUACCGAAGGAGCGUAACAACGUCUUCGAAUUUAAAGGCAUCAAGAUCAUAAUGCCCAAGCGCAUGCUGCGCGAUUCUACUUAUCGUUAUCGCUUGGAUCCAAACGAUAAGGACAAAGCGGACGAUAUGCAAAUUUGCGUUUAUGAGAAGUAAAUCAAUGCAACAACACAUGCUGUGGAGGAUAUUUUAUGCAAGAGCCUUUCUUUUUUUUGUUUUUAAAAUUUUUAUGUCAUUUUGUUAAUACCAUGUCGUUGGUAAUGUAUUUUUAAUAAACUUAACUGUUUAAUAAACUUAACAAAGCUAUAUACUUAUUA